Rhineura floridana is the source of this 3315-nucleotide messenger RNA. RefSeq names its product membrane associated ring-CH-type finger 5 (gene MARCHF5). The record is from RefSeq and is a predicted model, not a curated record. Lineage: Eukaryota; Metazoa; Chordata; Lepidosauria; Squamata; Rhineuridae. The transcript has 7 exons. The coding region runs from base 1 to 1182 and encodes 393 amino acids. Gene Ontology annotation, molecular function: zinc ion binding.
AUGCCGUCUACAUGGAGCUUGGAAGAUUGUCUGAAAACUGCAACUGAGGCCCGCGCGUGCGCAGUUGUUUUUGCUCCGCCCUCCCCCUUUCUCUCAGCGAUCGGAGGUUGCUGUUCUGUUGGCUCUCCUUCUCCCCUCAGCUGGCCCAGGUCGUCUCGUCAAGUGGCCUGCUCGCUCGGUGGCGUCGUUUGUCACUGCGAACGAAGCCCCCAGAACCGAUUGAAGCGACUCUCUUGUCACUUUAUUCUCCUUGUGGCAGGCUCUGAGCCUUGCUUUCUAGACCGGCUCCUGGCGCCUGUGGUAGCCGAGCCCCCGGGCUCCCCGCACCCGGAGAGGAUGUCGGAACAGACGGGGUUGCUGAUACCGCAGACCAUGGACAGGAGUUGUUGGGUGUGUUUUGCCACCGAUGAGGAUGACAGAACAGCAGAGUGGGUGAGACCAUGCAGGUGUAGAGGCUCUACAAAAUGGGUUCACCAAACAUGUCUACAGCGCUGGGUGGAUGAAAAACAGAGAGGGAACAGUACAGCUCGAGUUGCCUGUCCUCAGUGCAAUGCAGAAUACUUAAUAGUAUUUCCAAAGCUAGGUCCAGUUGUUUAUGUCUUGGACCUGGCAGAUCGCCUUAUCUCAAAAGCCUGUCCAUUUGCUGCAGCUGGAAUAAUGGUGGGCUCUAUCUACUGGACAGCUGUCACUUACGGAGCUGUAACAGUGAUGCAGGUUGUGGGUCAUAAAGAAGGCCUUGAUGUCAUGGAAAGAGCUGAUCCCUUAUUCCUUUUAAUUGGACUUCCCACUAUCCCAGUUAUGCUUAUAUUGGGAAAAAUGAUUCGCUGGGAAGACUAUGUGCUUAGAUUGUGGCGCAAAUAUUCUAACAAACUACAGAUACUGAACAGCAUAUUUCCAGGGAUUGGAUGUCCUGUUCCUCGUAUUCCAGCUGAGGCCAAUCCUCUGGCAGAUCACGUCUCUGCUACUCGUAUUCUGUGUGGAGCUCUCGUCUUUCCCACUAUUGCUACAAUAGUUGGCAAGUUGAUGUUCAGCAGUGUUAACUCUAAUCUUCAACGAACAAUUUUGGGCGGAAUUGCUUUUGUUGCUAUAAAAGGAGCUUUCAAAGUCUAUUUCAAACAGCAGCAAUAUUUGCGACAAGCUCAUCGGAAAAUUUUAAACUAUCCUGAGCAAGAAGGUGCAUAAAUGACUCUGUGGAUGUCAGACUGUUACCAUCUCUUCUGCUAUAUUGAGCAGCAUUGUACUAUUAUUUGGCUCAAGGAGCAGAGAUUGGAGGAUAUGCUGCUGAUUUUUGUGGUUCCCCCCCAAUAGAAUAAUAAAAGACUUUGUUAUGGCAGGGCAAGUCCUCCUCAGUUGUUGAUCCUAAGAAUAUGAUUUGUUUUCACUGAUGCAUUUUCUUUGUGGCUGAAGACAUCUGGAUCAUUUUCCUAUGGGCAAAUGUUGCCUUCUUUCAAAACAGAAGCCAAAUAGUUGUGAAGUUAAUAAAUUAUGUGCAGACUGCUUUCUAUUAUAUUUUGUAUGCUUAUUGCAGUAAUGCACAGUACCGUACUUUGCUACAUGGGCCAAUAUAACAGACCUCUAAAAAUAUUUGUAGUUUAUUGCCAAGUGGAGCUCCAGAAUGUUGGUUAACAAAGGUUCCCUUGUUCAUAGAUGAAGCAAUGAACAUGACACUCAAAGUCUAAAAUCCACUCAAAUUAAUGAUAGCAGUUCCAUUUUCUUGCUAGUUCACGUAGCCAUCAGAACAGCCCAGAUUGCCAGAAUGUUUAUUAAAAAGAAAAGAACCUGCCUGUUCAGAUAAGUAUUUAGAACACCAGCAAGUUGCUUUUUUAUUUAAAGUUUUUCAUCAGAUUGGUUUCUUUUGGUUCUUUGGGCAUAAACCAACUAAUACAAUAUGUAAUGAUUGACUCUGUUUGCCACCAUUGAAACUGAAUUACAAUCUGUAUGUACUGAGUUGCAAUAUUAGUGCCAGUACACUGUGGAACCACAACCAAAUUGUGGAAUUAUUAUUCAAGCUAAACUUAAAAGCAAGGGUUCAAAAACAAGCACUGGUGACAGGCAGUUGUGUAUAGAGGAAAGUGUAAAUGUUCAGAUAGGAAUGUUGUUAUUGAUUUCACAAGUAACCCUACUGUACCAAAGUAAGGUUUCCUUUUUAAAAAAAAAACAUGUCUGGCACUGCCUUAACUGCAUUUCUUUUUGAAAUCCAUGUUCAGAAUAUCACUGAAUUCAGUGGCGCCUAUAAGCAAAUACUUUGGAUUGGAGCAAAGGCUCCAAUCUAGACAUGUGUACAUAGACCCCAUUCUAAUCAAUGAGAUGUAUUUCUUAGUACAUGGCAGGAUUGAGGUUUAUAAGGGAGAUACUUAAAUUGCACUUUUUCUUGUCAAUAGAAAUUAGCAUAUCUGUGUUUUUAACGCUGGGUUCUAUACGAGUCAUAUCGUAGCAAUGUAAUAAAUGACAGUCAUCCUGGGUUUACAAGUGGUAUUUGCUUUGGCAGGAUUAAAGAACCAUUGAAUGUCUCUUAAACUCUCAAAUUAUGUUCAAAUUCACAUGUAUCUAAUGCAUGAACAGUAAUAAACUCAUCUUUUUAAGUAUUGGUAAAUAGUUAUUGACCAGAAAUGAUGCAAAUGAAAAAAGGCUUUGUGUUUGAUUGCAAUAAUGUAUGCUAAAGAAAUAUUAUGAUUUCCACAGCAAGCAUUAUUUUAAAUACUGAAACGUAAUAAUUUAAAAGGUAUACAUAAUGACCAGCUAGUAUUCCAGCAUUGUUACAUGUGGAAAAACGUAAAUCAUAAGAGAAUGCUUUAGUUUCUUGUUGUAAGUACAAAAAAGUUACUAUAAGUCAUCUGGACUUUUGAUAUCUAUAUAUUUAUAUAUUCAUCAGUAUCCUGAAAAAUGUUGGCUUUCUAUAAGAUGAGUUUUAAAAUAUUUCUUGCAGAAAUUCUUGUUGCAAGAAGCCUUCUGGGUAAUCUUUACUGUAUAUACACCAGCCCUUUGUUACCUGCUGGUUUUUAAACUCUCUCUCUCUUACAGAAUCUAAAAGUGCAGAUUGGUUGGUCUGAAAUUUUGUUUAGUAAAAUUGCUGAAACUAUUUUAUCUUAUCACUACAAAUAUACUGUGAAGAAUGUGGAAUUAUAUUUUAAAUUCAGUAGCAAAAAGCAUUACCUUGAUUACUGUGCUGUUAAAAUGUUUUUAGUAGUGCAAUUUAUGAUUACAUAUUGAAUUAGAUUGAAUAAAAAACAUUUUUAUAUUCUUUAGGUAUAUGGUGUCUGAACAAAUGUCAAACAUAGUAAUUAACAUAGGUUGUUUUAAUUCCUUUAACUGUUU